AUGCAGAUGUCGUUCCAUGUUGCAUCCGUUCUGAUCCUGUUGGGGUUGGUCCAUUGCAACGCUUCCGCCAUGGCCUCACAUAGCAAGGCACCGGAGCAAGCAACAGGGCGCAAGUCAGACCAUGGCCUCCCGAUCUCCCUCAGUCCUCCGCACCAGCAAGCGUUGCCUGAGAGCUCUCAUCCUGACCUUGCCGCCAACACCGUCAUGAGCUUGUGGGGAGAGCCGGACCCCGUCAGGCUCGUUGCCUGCUCGGACGGCUGCUGCAGGCUUGAGAUCAACCACAACGACGAGUGGGGGACAGUUUGCAGCGACUGGUUCGACAACUAUGAGGCGGCGAUGGUGUGCCGGCAACUUGGGUGCUCGGGAGGAGGGGUGUUUGGGAACUAUGGCUACUGGCGCAGCAGGGGAUCUGGACGGAUCUGGAUGACGCGGGUGCAGUGCAACGGCUACGAGUCAGGGAUAUCUUUCUGCGGGCACAACGGAUGGGGCAACGUGAACUGUGACCACAAUGGCGACGUGGGAGUCUGCUGCGAUCGAGGAUGCACCUCAACGGCCCCAGUAAGGAUGGAGGACUGCCAGGAGGAUGGAUGCUGCAGGCUAGAGGUGAAGUACAACAACGAGUGGGGCACAGUCUGUGAUGAUGGCUUCUCGGUGAGAGACAGCUGGGUUGCAUGCAGGCAGCUCGGCUGCACUGGCGGUCGACGCAUCUACUCUUACGGAGGAGGGAAGGGUCCCAUCUGGAUGGACAAGGUGCAGUGCGGAGGAGGAGAGUAUGCUCUGUCGGAGUGCCCGUUCGGAGGCUGGUGGUACCAGUGGGGCAAGCACAACUGCGAUCAUCAUCAUGAUGUUGGGAUCUGCUGCGAUGGCGGAUGCAAUGGGCGAGGAGACCCUUUGAGGAUGGCGGAUUGCCGUCCCGACGGCUGCUGUCGAGUCGAGAUCAACCAUGACGGGCAAUGGGGAACCAUCUGCGACGACAGCUUCUCCGAGCAUGACGCUCAAGUGGGUCCGAUCUGGAUGGACGAAGUCUCCUGCAGCUCGAGGGAGGCAGCGCUUUCUGCUUGUGCUCAGAACGGUUGGGGCCGUCAUGAUUGCAGCCAUUCUGAGGACGUCGGUGUUUGCUGCACUGGUGGCUGCAUCCGUGGGAACGGCAACGGUGGUUAUCAAACCGCAACCGCCCCCCGCACGAAUGGGCGAGACAUCCGAAUGGCAGACUGCACGGAGGAUGGAUGUUGCCGAGUCGAGAUCAUGAUGAACGGCAUGUGGGGAUCAAUCUGCGACAUAGGAUUCUCAGAGGCCAACGCUGCCGUUGUCUGCCGCCAGCUCGGCUGCCCCGCGGCCGGAGAGGUCAUGAAGGGCUUCGGGCGAGGGACUGGCAUGAUCUGGAUGGACGGGGUGCAGUGCCAGGGAUCAGAGGGAAAGAUUCAGAACUGUCCCUCCAACGGAUGGGGGAGGCACGACUGUACCCACGAGGAUGACGUAGGGUCUGUGGGAGGAUGCUGUCGUGUAGAGAUCAAGUACAGUGGAAUGUGGGGAACAGCGAUGCCAACGCUGCAGUUGUGUGCCGACAGGUUGGAUGCUCGGCGCGUCUCUCGCCCCUCGUUCGGCAGCAAGGAAGAACUUCCUAUCUGGAUGAGCCGCGUGAGCUGUACAGGGCAGGAGAGCAGGACGGGAUCUCAAACUGCAAGUUCGCUGGAUGGGGCAAGCAUGAUUGCGCUCAUUAUCAUGAUGUUGGAGUUUGCUGCAACCCUGGAUGUGCUGCGCAGGACGCCGGAGUAG
Messenger RNA from Guillardia theta CCMP2712, 1776 nucleotides. RefSeq lists its product as hypothetical. NCBI's taxonomy places the organism in Eukaryota, Cryptophyceae, Pyrenomonadales, Geminigeraceae. The transcript is spliced from 14 exons. Gene Ontology annotation, cellular component: membrane. The coding region runs from base 1 to 1776 and encodes 591 amino acids. The record is from RefSeq and is a predicted model, not a curated record.